GGUUUGCCUCUGUCAGGGUUAGCAGCAUCCAAGGAUGGGGGGAUGGGUGGAGAAGGGAGAGGAGAACUUUGUAGGGAAGCAACAAGAAAAAGGGAAAUCAAUUUAGCGUUGCAAGCCUGCGCGAUUUCUUGGCUGAUAGCUAUGGACUUAGCCGUCCAUGACGCUUUCUCUUUCCAGAGCGCACCAGGCAAGCUUACUUUAUUAUACUUUCAGUGCAAAACAGGAAAGAAGUGGGAUUCUAAGCCAACACCCGUUGUGGAAUGGAUGGCAGAAAGGAGGCUGGAAUGUAGCUCUGCAGCUCAAGGUUUAGCUAUAUCCCUAUUUGGCAGAGUUUAGGACAGAGUCAUCCACCCUUUGAAGGAUCAGGCAAAGACAUGGCUUUGGUUCCUUAUGACAGCACAGCUCUUUGGGGAAUGCAGAAGUUACAUAAAUCUUCCUCUACAUUCUGUUUUGCCAACCAUACAAUCCACAUUAAGCAGAAUUGGACGCAGUUGGGUGUAGCUGCUGUGGUUUGGGAUGCGGCAGUGGUCUUGUGCGCUUUCCUGGAGACGGGAGGCAUUGAUUUGCAGGGACGCAAGGUGAUUGAGUUAGGAGCUGGGACAGGCCUCCUUGGAAUUGUAGCGGUGUUACUUGGUGCUCAAGUUACAAUCACAGACCGAAAGCCGACAUUGCCCUUACUUGAGUCAAAUGUGCAAACUAAUUUACCUGUCAACCUUCAGUCAAGAGCAGCAAUAAAGGAACUUACCUGGGGACAAGAUUUGGCCGACUUUUCUCCAGGAGAAUAUGAUAUUAUUUUGGGCGCAGACAUAGUUUAUCUGGAAGAAACAUUUGCAGAUCUUCUUCAGACACUGGAUUAUCUCUGCUCUGAUGAGACUGUAAUCCUGUUAUCCUGCCGUCUCCGUUAUGAGCGGGACCAGAAUUUCCUGAAGAUGCUUAGAGAACAUUUUACAGUGCACGAAGUGCUCUAUGACCCUGGUAAUGAUGUGCAUAUAUUUAGAGCACAGAGGCAUAUCCUGAAGGGGGAUUUGUGAUUGGUCUGAUCAUGAAUUCUUGCCAGCUCGUGUCUUCUCUUUCCUUUUCAUUGCCCCAAUACUUGGAUCAAAAACUUCCAUGCAGCAUCUCCCUCUCUUUCUCUUGCAAUGAAAGUACUUUAUGAGAAUAAAGUGAAACUAAUCUAUUUUUUGGUUAUAAGGAGUUUGAUUAACUCCUUAUUUGGAGUUAAUCGGGUUGCAUUUUGUAUAAAAAUUGUCUUCUUGAUUUACUCAUUGUUAAAAUAAAGAAUCAGGUGAGCCAUAGAA
Messenger RNA from Pantherophis guttatus, 1298 nucleotides. RefSeq names its product methyltransferase 21A, HSPA lysine (gene METTL21A). Gene Ontology annotation, cellular component: cytosol; protein-containing complex. The record is from RefSeq and is a predicted model, not a curated record. NCBI's taxonomy places the organism in Eukaryota, Metazoa, Chordata, Lepidosauria, Squamata, Colubridae.